This is a messenger RNA of Necator americanus (New World hookworm), 1257 nucleotides long. RefSeq lists its product as uncharacterized. The record is from RefSeq and is a predicted model, not a curated record. Gene Ontology annotation, molecular function: G protein-coupled receptor activity. Gene Ontology annotation, biological process: G protein-coupled receptor signaling pathway. Lineage: Eukaryota; Metazoa; Nematoda; Chromadorea; Rhabditida; Ancylostomatidae. Gene Ontology annotation, cellular component: membrane. Bases 1 to 1257 code for a protein of 418 amino acids. The transcript is spliced from 7 exons.
AUGAACUCUACAUCGCCAAGCGGUGCAGCCACCGUUGCUAAUAUUGCCUACUGUUAUGUACUGCCGAUGGUGUGCGCUAUAGGAGUUAUAGGAAACAUUACAAAUCUCGUCGUCCUGGCAAGUCGUCGAUUACGAGCUGUAUCCUAUAUGUAUUUAAGAGCACUAGCUGUAGCCGAUCUACUCUGUAUGAUAUUCGUUCUACUAUUUGUAACAACUGAAAUUCUAACAAAAAAUGGUGCUCCAAUCAAUCAAUAUAAAGUCUAUCAAAUAUAUCAAUGUCACUUUAUGCUCACAUUAAUCAACUGGGCACUUGGUGCUGGAGUAUAUGUGGUGGUCGCGUUAUCACUUGAACGAUAUAUAUCCAUCGUAUUCCCAAUGCAUUUUCGGGAAUGGAAUUCACCACGACGAGCAACGAAUGCUAUUGCUAUAGCCUAUAUUAUUCCGGCUCUAUUAUAUGUACCAUAUGCUAUCACUCGAUAUAAAAGUAUUGAGAAAUGGGAUGAAAAUGUUAACGCUACAAUCUAUAGAAUCGAUGAUCAUGAAGUGUACAGAACGAUACCGUGGCAGAUUUAUAAAUGGACACGAGAAACGAUCCUACGUUUUCUUCCUAUUGUUACUCUAUCUGUGCUUAAUAUUCAAAUUAUGAUUGCCUUUCGUAGGCGACAAAAAAUGUUCCAUAAAUUGACGAAAAGAAAUGAACAAGGAGCACAUAAGGAUGAUACGUUAAUGUAUAUGCUUGGAGGGACAGUAUUUAUGUCAUUGGUUUGUAAUAUUCCAGCAGCAAUAAAUUUACUUCUGAUAGAUGAGAAGACAUAUGCAAAUCGAUCACGAUUACGAUCAUUCGUGAAACGGACACAAUCUGCAAUAACACGGGAUAAAGACAGCUCGAAUCCACCUACCUCAAGUCCUAAGGCUGUCGACUCACAUCUCUCAAAAACGUCACGUACAGGUCAAGCUGAACCUGAAACUGUCGACGUUCACCUGGCAUCCGGAGAAGAAAGCUUGAGCGAUGGGAAAGAGUCCGACUCUCUUAUUAAAUAUGGCGCUGUUGCAAAACUCUCAACAGAUACCAAUGUGCCUGUAAUACUCUUCGAUAGCUUCGUACAAAUGGAAACGCCAAAAAAUGGAUCCGGAGAUCGGAAGCACUCAUUAACGCAAAAAUGUGACACGUACAACACAUUCGGAUUUUCUGGGACUGAAAAUUGUACAGCAACGGUUAUGAACUCAUAUGUGAAGGGAAUAGCUGAAAUUCGAUAA